Messenger RNA from Aspergillus japonicus CBS 114.51, 732 nucleotides. RefSeq lists its product as uncharacterized. The record is from RefSeq and is a predicted model, not a curated record. NCBI's taxonomy places the organism in Eukaryota, Fungi, Ascomycota, Eurotiomycetes, Eurotiales, Aspergillaceae. The transcript has a single exon. Bases 116 to 646 code for a protein of 176 amino acids.
GACCGGUGCUACGCAGCUCCAGUGUUACUAGUACCACUUAUCUGGUGCAGCGCCUUCGAUUGCAAUCGGAUACAUAAACUGUGGGGCCGUUGAACUUAUUCGGUUGCCCCAUCGGAUGACAGGAGAUCGUCGAUCGAGGAUGUUUGUUGUGCCUCAAUCCUGUUUUUUUUCCUUACGCGAACGGCACAGGCAGCCUUCACGAAGGGUGCUGGAGAUUGAGUCUCUUAGGCAGUCCAGUCGCUCGAUUGAAUUGGUCAACACCGCAACUAGUGCAGAAUUGCCUGUCACACUAAGUCGGCAAACUCCCAAUUCCAGCCCCCCAAUCCCAAAAGCGGCACUUCUGAUAUUGGUCAAAUCUGACCUGUCACUUUUUAAUGUUGUUCUCCUUCUCUCCGCACGCCCCUCUCGAUUUUCCCAACUCUCCAGUCAAAGAUUGAGAACGGGUUGCCUUUGUUCCCCCAACCAGAAGGAUUAUCGCCACAAUCAAUCUACCCCUCCUCCUGAAUUUUUCUUGCUCAAGGUCUAUCGCUUCUCUUUUUGUGUUCCCUCGUAUUUGAUCGCGCACGCAAUGUUUCAUCAUCUACACCCCCGUCGGCCCCCCUCUCUCCCCCGCGCAAUGAGGGGAAUUGGACUAACUUUGCGGUGAUUUCUCAACCUUCCAUCAACCAGCACAUUUCAAUCACCGUUUCACGAUUUAACACAGUAGUGUGUGGGAGCAGCAACAAAUGCAAC